UUGUGGGGAAAAGUUUUAUUUACUUUCUGUUGCUAUUUCGUGUGGCGCUUAGAAAUUUAGGGACUAAAUACAGCUUCCGUUCUGAUAUAUAUACACAUAUAUUUGUAUCGAUAACGAUCCGGUAGGUUCCGGUCGUGCAUUUACUGGUUGGGAGAUAUAUUAUUUUCAGUCGCAAAAACGUAACAUUUUCAACAAAAAUCGUUACGAUAAAACAAGUGGCCGAAGGGGAAGAUUCAUCUGUCGUCCGUAAACAAACUGCCUUAUCAUUGUCGUACUUUUGCUAGCGCAUUCAGUCUGCCCGUAACGCUUCACACGCCAUGACUGACCACCGGGAUCGUUCCAGUGUGCCGACGAUGAAACCAACCGGUGACGUGUUGGCCGCCCUGCGGAAGCUGAUGAAGAACCUGCCGAACAAUCUCGGCACGAUCAACGCGUACAUCAUCCCGUCGAACGAUGCGCACCAGAGCGAAUAUCUAGCGGCACGCGACGAACGCCGUGCGUUCGUGUCUGGGUUUGACGGGAGUGCCGGUACGGCGGUGGUGACCGAACGCGAAGCACUGCUCUGGACCGACGGGCGUUACUAUCAGCAGGCAACGAAGCAGCUCGACACCAACUGGACACUGAUGCGGGACGGUCUACCGACGACGCCGUCGAUCGAUGCGUGGCUCGCAAAAGCACUACAGCCCGGUUCGCGGGUAGGGGUGGACGCUAAUCUUAUCACUGCCGCCGCAUGGACACCGCUGCAAACGACGCUAAAAACGGCCGGCUGCACACUGCUUCCCGUCACACCGAAUCUGGUCGAUCUGCUGUGGUCCGAUCAACCGGCCGUACCGCACAAUCCAUUGCUGCCGCUCGCAACCACCUUCACCGGGGCGACCAUUGCGGAGAAGCUUGCCACGGUGCGAGAAAAGCUAACGGACAAGCGUGCGUCCGUGCUCGUGGUGAGCGCACUGGAUGAGAUUGCCUGGUUGCUGAACUUGCGCGGCAGCGACAUUGAUUACAAUCCCGUGUUCUUCUCGUACGUGAUCGUAACACCGGACGUACUGUACCUGUUUAUCGAUGCGACGCAGAUGCAGCCCCAGGUGGAGGAACACUUCCGCACGAACGGUGUCACGGUGGAGGUGCGCGGAUACGACGAGAUACAUACGGUGCUGAAGCAGCUGGCGGAAAGUACGCCACCACCGGCCGGCGGUGGUCCGCUCGUGUGGAUCAGCUCGGGGUCGAGCUACGGGCUGGUUGCGCUCGUGCCGGAGGAACGACGCCUGCACGACAUAACGCCCAUCAACCUAAUGAAGGCGGUUAAGAACGAAACGGAAGCGAAAGGUAUGCGGGACUGUCACGUGCGCGACGGUGUCGCCCUCUGUCAGUACUUUGCCUGGCUGGAGCGUUGCGUACGCGAUGGGACGGCCGUGGACGAGAUCAGUGGAGCGACCCGGCUGGAGGAGUUGCGUAGCCGGCAGGCACACUACAAGGGAUUAAGCUUUACCACGAUCAGUGCUUCCGGGCCGAACGGUUCGAUCAUCCAUUACCAUCCACUGCCGGAAACGAACCGUUCAAUAACGGCGAACGAGCUGUACCUUUGCGAUUCCGGUGCUCAGUAUCUCGAUGGUACGACGGAUGUGACACGCACGAUUCAUUUCGGUCAACCGACACACGAAGAAAAGCGCGCAUUUACGCACGUACUGAAGGGCCAGAUAGCGCUCGGUUCCGCCAUCUUUCCGCGCAAGGUAAAGGGUCAGUUUUUGGACACGAUCGCACGGAAAGCGCUGUGGGACAUUGGGCUCGAUUACGGCCACGGUACCGGACACGGUAUUGGACACUUUCUGAACGUACACGAAGGUCCGAUGGGCAUCGGCAUUCGGCUGAUGCCAAACGAUCCAGGGCUGGAGGAGAACAUGUUCCUUUCGAAUGAACCCGGCUACUACAAGGACGGUAAGUUUGGUAUCCGUAUCGAAGAUAUUGUCCAGGUGGUAACGGCUAACGUUGGCACAAACUUUGAUGGGCGUGGUGCACUCACCUUCCGUACGAUCACCAUGUGCCCGAUACAGACGCGUCUGAUCGACGUGAACCUGUUGACCGUGCACGAACGUGACCAUCUGAACGCGUACCAUCAAACCGUACUGGACAAUCUGGGACCGCUGCUACGUGCAGCCAGCGAUAUGGAAACGCUCGACUGGUUAGUGCGCGAAACGAAACCGAUUUAACAGUAAUGGUGUGCAACCAACUAUCGGCCACAAGUUACGGCUGUGGUUGCUGACUAUUUCGAUUUCACCACAAUUAAAAAUUGUACGUUAUUUAGUAUUCAUUCGCGUUCAUUUUCCUAUUUAAAUUACGUAUUUUGGUUCCCUUUUUUUCGAACGUAUCGAACGUUUGUUUUUUUUUUCUCGAAGACAUUAACACUAGAACGACCAAAAGCUUCCAGUUUGUUUUUCUUCCUGGUAGUUUACACUGUUGAUUUUUGUUUAAAGCGAUUCAUUGAUGCAAAAUACAGUAGAACGUUUAUCCGGGGGCGGAUUAACCAGCGAGUGGAUUAACCCUGCGUCGAAAAUUGACAGCUGUUCAACCGUGCUGAACAUCUGUACUGAUGUCACGUGGGUUACAAUUAUUAAAAUCGUUACCAAACGAUAUAUUUGAAAUGAUUUUAUUUUACGAUCUAAUUGUUAUUUGAUAAUAAUUUGCAUAAUUCAGAAUCAUUUUUGGCAUCAAAAGGACAACCAUAGUAUAAUAUAUAGAUACUAUAUACGCUUUAUCUAGAUAUGGAAAUGCGCUUGAUAUUUAAGGGACUAUUAUCCGUGGAAAUCGAUUAACCUGCAUCGGUCCGGUCCUGAGCACCUCGGAUAAUCGACGUUCUACUGUAAUAUCGCCCCCAUUAAUCACGUUUCAGGUUUAUUUUUGCUUUACUUUAUAGAUUUACCACUACUAAGACUGGUUCUUUCUGAACCACUAGUGCACUUCGCUUUUCUGAAAAGAAUUAUUAAAAUGUUCUCAAUUUUUGUCAUUAUUUCACUUAAAAAAAAGUACAAAUUAUUAAGUGCAAUUUUGUUGUUUACUUGUUGCAAGCACGCAUUUUUAUAGAUCUGCAAUUCUCAUAUAGAUUGUAUUAUUUUACUACAAGAAAAUAUUUCAAAAAAAAAAAACAAAUAAUAUACCAG
Anopheles funestus (African malaria mosquito) is the source of this 3152-nucleotide messenger RNA. RefSeq names its product xaa-Pro aminopeptidase ApepP (gene ApepP). The transcript is spliced from 4 exons. NCBI's taxonomy places the organism in Eukaryota, Metazoa, Arthropoda, Insecta, Diptera, Culicidae. The record is from RefSeq and is a predicted model, not a curated record. Bases 318 to 2204 code for a protein of 628 amino acids. Gene Ontology annotation, molecular function: metalloaminopeptidase activity.